Molecule: messenger RNA, 4575 nt
Organism: Botrytis fragariae
Lineage: Eukaryota; Fungi; Ascomycota; Leotiomycetes; Helotiales; Sclerotiniaceae
Product: putative cell wall biogenesis protein mhp1 protein
Exons: 8
Coding region: 1-4575 (1524 amino acids)
Biological process (GO): ribosomal large subunit assembly; translation
Cellular component (GO): ribosome; cytosolic large ribosomal subunit
Molecular function (GO): structural constituent of ribosome; 5S rRNA binding
Source: RefSeq, a predicted model, not a curated record
AUGUUGUCUCAAGAGCCUUUCACCAAGCUGGUCAAGAACUCCGCGUACUAUAGUCGCUACCAGACUAAGUACAAGCGCCGUCGUUCCGGAAAGACCGAUUACUACGCCAGAAAGCGUCUUAUCACCCAAGCCAAGAACAAGUACAAUGCGCCAAAAUACCGUCUCGUUGUCCGAUUCACCAACCGUGAUAUCGUCAUGCAAAUCGUCACCUCCGAAAUCACUGGUGACAAGGUUUUCUGCGCCGCAUACUCCCACGAGCUCAAGGCCUACGGUAUUGAGCAUGGUCUUACCAACUGGGCCGCCGCAUACUGCACUGGUCUUCUCAUCGCCCGUCGUGUCUUGAAGAAGCUCGGUAUGGAUAAGGACUUCACCGGUGUUGAGGAGGCUGAUGGAGAGUACCAACUCACCGAGGCUGCUGGCGAUGAGGAAAGACGUCCAUUCAAGGCUUUCCUUGAUGUUGGUCUUCACCGCACUUCUACUGGUGCCCGUAUCUUCGGUGCCAUGAAGGGUGCUUCCGAUGGUGGUAUCCUUGUUCCUCACUCCGAGAACCGUUUCCCAGGUUACGACAUGGAGAGCAAGGAGCUCGAUGCCGAGACUCUCCGCAAAUACAUCUUCGGUGGACACGUCGCUGAGUACAUGGAGACCCUCGCCGAUGACGAUGAGGAGCGUUACAAGUCCCAAUUCCAAGGUUACAUUGAUGAUGAAAUAGAGGCCGAUGGAUUGGAGGAGUUGUACCAAGAGGCCCACAAGGCUAUCCGUGAGGACCCAUUCAAGAAGGCUGAGGGAGGAGAGAAGAAAUCCAAGGACGAGUACAAACAGGAGUCUUUGAAGUUCAAGGGACGCAAGUUGUCCAAGGACGAGAAGCGCGAGAGAGUCAAGGCCAAGAUUGCCGAAUUGAAGCUGGGUACCGAACUUAAAUCCACUUGCACCAACCCCGACGAGGACCCCCAAGUUCCAACACAUGACGAUAUUCUCCACCGCUCCACUUCAUUGCUUCAUUGUGAGAAAUUUUCCGACAAUUCGCAAACCGGAGAACAUACCUUGAAGGUUUAUUUACAUGAUGGAGCAAAUGACUGGCGUGGAUACCCAAAACGACCUCGUAUGGUUCCGAAUGCGUCUGGUUCACAAGGAAAAUCAAGUCCGCCCCCACAGAAUGGCUCUACCCCUCCAAAGAAUGAAAACGAGCCCGAAGUUGUAACGACUCCACAGCCGAUUCCAAAUCGACCUGGCGUAUCUAGAAAUACCUCCUCGGAAAGGAUCGUGGCGACAAAUGGCACACCACCGAAAGCAUCUACAUCACCCAACAUGUCCCGCAGAAACUCGUGGUUAUCGAGCAUAUCCUCAAAGUUCUCGGGCUCACCCUCUUCCAGCCAUACGAGCAUAUCUCCCAGUACUUCACCGGCAGCUUCUCCUAUAGAACCUCCGGUACAAAGACCUGCAGGACCAAGUGCGCCCAAAAAUGCGGUGCUAGUACAUGGGGUCAAGGAUGAUGGCGAUGCACCUUACGUUCCAGCGCCUCCGCGGAGUGGACCCAGCUUCUUACAGAGUGCCUUGCGGAGGCUGUCAUCUUCGGGUGGGCAAUUGUCUGGAUCAGCCAAAGGCCACAAUGGAUUGUGCGAAAGAAAGGUUCUGAACGUCGAUCAUCACCGGGAAAGAUGCCCCAUAUCUGGGCUUGAACAGGCAAAACUAAGAAGGGUAGCUUUCUGUGUAGAUGUUGAGAUAGCCAGCGGUCCCCGUUAUAUGGACGAGGAAGAGUCCGAUGAAAUCGAUAAUAAAAAUAAAGAAAAGAUGAAGCGAUCUAAAGAAAAGGGAGAAGGCGCUGCGUUGAAGAAUCCGAACAAUUCUAUGUCCGAGAUGGAACAAGACGAUACUCCGAAAACAAAUGUUAGCAAACCUGAUGAAAAGCUCACCGAAAGUGCUCAGCCAAUGGCCUCAGAAGAUACACCAGAGGCUGCAGGAUCCUCUCCACCGAUUGAAAAAGACAAUACCAAAAAGAAAGAGAAGAAAAAGCGUAGCGAAGAAGAGCGUAAAGCAAGAAAAGAGAAGAAACGAAGGCUUGCUGAGGCAAAUGGUACAAUCCCAGUUGAGUUGAAGAUUGAUGAGAGUGACAGUUCAGUCUCACCCACUUCCAAUACCGCCACUCCAAAAACCCACGCUUCGCCUACCACAGACCCUGUUCGAAUCUAUAGAAGAUGCUGUCAAUUAAGAGAAACGCCAAUACUGAAGAGAAUUGUUGAGCAGCUCACAGCCUCAGUAGCGACGGCUGCAAUGCCUGGUCUUGUUGCCAAAUUGGAUCUCUCGGGUUAUUGGUUACAAUUACCAGACCUUGUCACCUUGGGAGACUACUUAGCUGUGGUUCCCGUGAAAGAAUUGAUAAUGGAAAAUUGUGGACUCACCGAUGAAGGUGUUCGUGUCAUCUUGGCUGGUCUUUUGGCCGCCAAGUUACCAACAUACGGUAGAAAAUCUCACACUCGUAAAGAGGGCCAAUAUCCUCAGGGUGGUAUAAUCGAAUCGCUAGUAUUUAAGAACAAUAACAAGAUUGGUAAAGAUGGUUGGCGGCAUAUCGCUCUGUUUAUUAAUAUGUGCCGGUCAUUGAAGGUUCUGGAUUUGUCAAGGAUUCCUUUCCCCCAGGAUACUACUACACCAACGACCGGUUCUGGGCAUCUAAAGAAAACGGAUAGUAACACGAGUCACACGAGCAACGAAGUCUCUUGCUUAUUAUCCAAGGCUAUUGGAGAUCGACUCGCUGGUCCAGAAUUCGAACUCUUGAACCUGGGCCAUUGUGGCAUCAACAGCGAGCAAUUAGAUGGGUUAGUUGAUGGAAUUAUAAAAUCGGGCUUACGAAGACUUGGUCUUGCAGGUAACGGAAUUACAUCAGUAGGGAUGGAACAUGUUGCUAGAUGGAUAAAAUUUGGCAAGUGUGAAGCUCUUGAUCUUGUUGGUAAUGAUCUCAAAGAUUCUAUGGAGAUCGUUGCGAAUGCCCUUGACGAAGACAACAAAAUUUACGCCUUGAGCUUGGCAGACUGUAACCUCAAUCCGGAUUCGCUGUGGCCUCUUUUCCCAGCCCUGGCAAAGUUGAAGAACUUCAAGUUCAUCGAUUUAUCGCAAAACCAUGAUCUGUUCGAGUCGAAUCCCAGUGCACUUUCUCUUCUGCGCAGAUACUUACCACGUUUGCCUCAACUCAAGCGGAUACAUUUGACUAAUGUAUCCAUGACUCCUGAACAAGCCAUCGCCCUUGCGGAAAUCCUACCGGAGAGCCCCAGUCUUGCGCAUGUGACUCUUAUGGAAAAUACGCAACUAGCUGCUCUUGCAAAUGCGAAAGACGAAGCAAGUCAGGAAGAGGCUUGUGCAUUAUAUGCCUCGUUGAUGGCCGCGGUCCGAGUCUCUCAGUCAAUUGUAUGUAUAGAUAUUGAAGUUCCGUCAAAUGAUUCGUCCGAAAUUGUUAGGGCCUUGGCCAAGCAAGUUGUUGCUUACUGUCUGUGGAAUAUGGAACGCGGUCCAGUUGCAGAAAUCAGUGAAGCUGUUGCUGCAAUCUCUGAUCCCCAUGCAGCUGCCAACGGAAAAGAUGUUGCAGUACCCGAAGUAUUGUUACACAUUGUGGGGCACAUGGAAGGAGUCCAAGAAAAUCAUGAUGACGAUGAGCCAGCUCCUGAUGAAGAUUAUGUGAUUGGCGGGACAGGUGUGGUUAAAGCUUUAGGUAUCUGUUUACGAAACAAAGGCAAUGAUUCUAGGAGGCCAUCAAUGGAUCAAGCUAUCUCCGAAUUAUCUAGACCAAGCAGCAGCUCGGCCACCCCGAACAAACCUGUGAAAGGUGGCAAAGCCAAGGAUAUGUCGAAGAAUCUAUUGGGAAGUGCCAGGAAGAUUCGGGCUAGAUUACAACCUGCUCUAGUCAAGGAGUCAAAGGCCAGUGAUCAUCACAAUUACAAUCGAUUACUAUUCCUUGAUCAUACAUUGCAAAAUAUGAUCAAAAGAUUUGAAGACGAAUUUCCUGAGACCCGCUUGUCACCAUCAUUACCCGACACGGAGCGAACAACCACGACGGAUAACGCAUAUUCACUCCAAACUGAUUACGAAGGAUCAGACGUUGAGCCCGAACCAAUCUUGGCUGAUAAUCAACCAUCAGAUGAAGAGGGAGGGCACGACGAGGGUGGAAUUCGCCCCACUCUAUCUCGUCACAACUCCGAUGUCUCAUUGGCCUCCAGAGCACUUUCACAGGAAGAAGGCAGGAUGCAUCGUUUUGGGCAGAAAAUUCGUCGUAAUCUUAUCAAACCAGAGAGCGAGGACAAAUUACAUGGAACUACGGGACACGAAAUUCAGCCAGCACAUCUACAAUUUUUAAGGUCUAUGGUUGAGGACCUCCAAGGCGAAGAUAUCAGAAACAAAAUAGAGACCCUAGGCCCAGAUGCGGUGAUAGCCGAGCUGAACAACGAAGCUAGCAUUCUUCGACAGAGACUCAUUGAGAAUGAUCCUGAAGGUUGGCAGAAAUUCAAAGAAAGCCAAGAAGCCAUGCAAAGAAAUUCAAAUGUAGCAAAUAUGGGCUCAAAUGGGAUAGUAUCUGAGAGUGCUAUCGAGUAA